Messenger RNA from Sesamum indicum (sesame), 1351 nucleotides. RefSeq names its product GDSL esterase/lipase At4g10955. NCBI's taxonomy places the organism in Eukaryota, Viridiplantae, Streptophyta, Magnoliopsida, Lamiales, Pedaliaceae. The record is from RefSeq and is a predicted model, not a curated record. Gene Ontology annotation, biological process: lipid metabolic process.
UGAAAGUCUAAAUUAUGUAUAUACAUAUCACACAAUCUUUUACUUGCAAUGAGAAGUAAUUGAUGACGAAUUAUAACAUCAAGAAUUCUCUCCCCGGAGGAAGUUCUUCAUCUUUAAGAAACCAAGGAAUGAUGGCCUCAGAGAAGGAAAUUUUCAGCCUCACGGGUCCAACAUUUCUUACAUCUAUUGAUUGGAACAACUCGCACCAUAGACGGUCGGUUGCUGCCAGCCUCGUGCAGGGAGUCUACACGAUGGAACGGGACAGGCAGCAGAACCGGGCCGGCUCUCAAGCAUUGGCUCCACCAUGGUGGCAAUUGUUCGAUUUCAAAUUAAACCAUAUACUUGUGGACAACCAGGAUCUCUCUUACUUUGGCGCUAUUUAUGAGUUCAACUCCUCGUAUUCAUACCACAGCUAUUCAGGCCAGAGGCCUCCCCAGUAUGUCAUUGCCUUCCGGGGCACCAUCAAGAAGCCUGGCAAUCGGGAGCAGGACUUCAAGCUCAAUCUCCAUUUCAUGCUCCAUAAUCUCAACAACAGCACCCGUUAUCAAAUAGGAUUAGAAUCUGUUCGAGAGAUAGCUCACAGGGCCGGCCCCCAGAACGUUUGGCUAGCCGGGCAUUCCCUGGGAGCGUCCAUUGCAUUGCUCAUAGGACGUGACAUGGUUAAGCACACAAAGAUGAAUCUUGAAACCUACCUCUUCAAUCCUCCGUUCGCCUCUCUCCCCAUCGAGAAAAUAGCAAACGAGAAGUUGAGGCACGGCCUUAGGUUUGCAAGCAGUGUCCUGACUGCCGGCCUGGCUGUUGCCACCGGCGGUGGGAAGAGCGCUAAGGAAGAGGACACGUUCGUUGUUUUGUCCACGUGGAUUCCUUAUUUGUUUGUCAAUCCAUCGGACCCCAUUUGUUCGGAGUACGUUGGCUAUUUCGAGCAUAGGGAGAAGAUGGAGUCAAUGGGUGCGGGGAAAAUUGGAAGGCUUGCCACAAAACACUCUGUAGGGAGCAUUGUUAGAGGAAAGGAUUGUGAGGCAGGACAUCUCAUUCCUUGUGCUUAUUUGAGUAUCAACUUGAGCCCUUCUCAGAGUUUUAAGGAAGCCCAUGGGAUUCAUCAGUGGUGGAGACAAGAUUUGCAGUUUAAGUACAAAUUGUUUCAGUACAAUUAAGAGUUUUUUCUACAUUGUACUAAUUAUGGUUUCUAGUUUUUUUUUUGUUCAUUUCAUGUGAUGGUCUAAUAGGUGUUUUUUCCUUUAUUUUUUUCUUUUUUUAAUGUGAAACUUUGCGAAAGGUGAUCAUAUUCGAUUUGGUAAUUUUUGGGUUCGAUUGAAGUGGGCAUGACACGAUUCAAAAAUAUUCACAGAGA